GAGUAUUCAGUCUGUACCUAACCACGGUACGAAGCUCGACGCACGACGAUUUUGUCGUUUGACGGUUUUCUCGUUUUGUUUAUUAACCUAUUGGCUCGAGUGAUGAGAGGCUUUGAAGAUAAACGUAGAGAAAGCAGCAACAAGGGCAAAUGAACUAGAUAUCGGGGGCCGCAGAGCUCUUUAUCACGAAAUAGCUGAUAAACUAUUCCCCAGGGAAUUCAAUAUGAAUGGGAACCUGUCGAUUGAGAUUGACAAAUGAUCCGAUCGUUGUUUCCCUGAAAUUGUGCAAAGUGUUGAUGCUGUGACAGAGAAAAUUCGAGUAAACAAAUUUUCCUCUCAGUGAACAAAAGCGACGCUCGAACAAAAUGAUAUUCGAGUUGCUCGAAUGAUUGCAUUCAUUUUUUUAAGCACGUGCUCGGUAACGAAGAGAUUUUGAAAACGAUUACACAAACUUUUAGUCCGAGUGAUCGAUGGAUACAAUUUUAAUAUUCCGGAAAGGAUUAAUCGAUGUUGGAGAAAUUUCAAUUUGAUAUGAUCAUGUGCAACAACGAGGUGGACCAAGUCAUCACGGUUUUUUCGACUUCCUAAUAUUUUGACGCUUCAAUUGAGCGACGGUCCGCAUCAGCAACGAGCAAAAUGCCAUCACCGUGGGUAUCGCUUGCGCUCGUUCUUCAACUGGUCGUUUUGGCUCGGGGAACCGAAGAUUUUCGACACAUUUCUUACGAAGAUCUGGCUGACAGGAGCAUUCUAUUCAAGGCCGAUGGGGUCACAACCUAUUCGCAAUUGCUUUUCGACGUUGCCAGACAACAAGUCGUCGUCGGUGCUCGAGAUAAUCUCUAUCGCUUGACCCUCGAUGCACUCAAGCCUCUGGAACACGCAACGUGGCCUGCACCACCAGAGAAAGCUUCGGUAUGCCAGGACAAAGGUCAAACCUCGCAAGAUUGUCACAAUUACAUCAAAGUAUUACUGAGCAAUGGCAAAUCCCUAUUCACCUGCGGUACCAACGCUUUCAGUCCGCAAUGCACGUGGAGAGAGAUCGAGAAUAUAAACACGGUGACGAGUCGAGUGUCCGGCGUGGCAAUGUGCCCGUACUCACCUCACGCUAACGUGACAGCUCUUUUGGCACGUGGAAAUGCUGGCCUCUUCGCUGGAUCUUCGACUGAUUUUUCAGGCGCCGAUCCCGCCAUUUAUCGCACCCUCGCCUCACCCAAUCUUCGAACUCAUCAAUACGAUUCGCGGUGGCUCAACGAUCCCCAGUUCGUGGGAAGUUUCGAAACCGAAGAGCACGUGUACUUCCUUUUCCGUGAAUCAGCUGUCGAGUACAUCAAUUGUGGAAAGAAAAUAUACUCGAGAAUAGCUCGAGUUUGUAAGGAAGACCCGGGUGGCCAGACGAUGAUGAGAGACACAUGGACAACCUUCAGUAAGGCGCGUCUAAAUUGCUCACUUCCGGGUGAAUUUCCGUUUUACUACGACGAAAUACAGGGAGCAGCUUAUCAUCCUGACGAGGGUAUUAUUUAUGCAACUUUCACUACCCCGAGCAACGCGAUAGCGGGCUCGGCUAUUUGUGCCUUCAACAUGUCCGCCGUGGCUGCGGCAUUCAACGGGCCAUUCAAACAUCAAGAACAUUCGGGAGCGGCGUGGGAGAGAAAACGCGUUGCUAAUCACAACCGUCAACACUGCGGCUCGUCGGUGAAAAAUGAGCCGCAUCAGCUAACGGAAAAUCAAAGAUAUCAACUUAUGGACGACUCGGUUCAGAGUACGAGUCUCCUUCCUCUCCACACGGCAACCUUGGAAAGAUUCACGCACAUUGCGGUCGACGUAACACCGACGAAGCUCCAUCGCGGCGUGACAAUUCUUUACGUCGCGACGGUGACCGGUCUAGUGAAAAAAAUAAGCGUUUUGCCCCGAACCCAAGAAACCUGCAUCGUCGAAGUUUGGGGUCCCCUGCCCUCGCCAGCUAUGACCUUGCAAUUUCUCAAAACCACCAUGUCCCUUUACGUGGGAAUGGAGACGGGUCUCUUGAUGAUACCGGCGGUCCAAUGCCAUCGGCACAGAAAUCGUUGGGCUUGCUUGAACGCCCAAGAACCGUAUUGCGGCUGGAACGAGUAUUUGAUGAAGUGCGAAACGGCACCGAAUCAAAAUCAUCUUGCCAAUCAUUGGCUACAGGACGUCACCAAAUGUCCCGUUCUCACAGACCCUGUUGACGGUGGAUGGAGCGCCUGGAGUCCUUGGAAUUCCUGUCAACACGACAUCACUGAACAGACAGCCGGACGAUCAAGAUAUCAUGCAAGAUCGCACAUGGAUAAUGGCCCAGAGAAUCCCGAUUCGUGCCAAUGUCAAACUCGAGAGUGCAAUAAUCCACCCCCGCAGAAUGGCGGCGUUGGUUGUACGGGCGCAAAAGUCAAAGUAGCGAAUUGCACGGUCCACGGUGGUUGGACAGCGUGGUCGGCGUGGUCAGCCUGUUCACAGACCUGUGGUCUCGCCAUAAAAACUCGUAGACGUUCGUGCACAAAUCCAGCCCCUGCAUUCGGCGGUCGAGUUUGCCUUGGUCACGAUCACGACGAGAUUGUUUGUAUUGAUAUCCAGCCGUGCUCGGCUCCUGCCAAAGUGUCACCUCCGCCUCAAAAUGGGCAAUGGUCCUCCUGGGGACCGUGGAAUUCUUGCUCGCGACCCUGCAACGGAGGUGUGCGUAUGCGGAAAAAGACGUGCGAUAAACCGUCUCCCGGUGAAGGCGGUGCCGAGUGUCCUGGUUGCGGAUAUCAGGUCGAAGAAUGCAACACUCAUCCGUGCACCGAGACAAAGCGUUUCUCGGGUUGGACUCCAUGGUUAGCGGUGAACGCGACUCUGCAGUCAGCCAAUUCUGGUUACACCGAGAAGCGUUUCCGCUUCACGUGUCGUGCUCAAACCGACGAUCCCUCCAGCGUGCGUGUUCAGUUGGCCAAAGAGGAAGAACGAUAUUGUCGGAACGACGGAUCUUGCCUCCGAGGAAAUCCGAAUAGCAAUAGCAUGAACUCGGAAGUUAGCCCCGAUGGUGGAUGGAGCGAAUGGUCUUCGUGGCUCCCCUGCAACCAAAUUUGCGGGGGCGGAUCUCAAGAAAGGGUGAGACAGUGCGAGUCCCCACCGUGCGAAGGAAUGUCAAAGCAGACUCGAAUAUGCAACACACAUGCGUGCCGGAGUGGAAACUUGGGUAACGAGUGGUCGUGUUGGACCGACUGGACUGAGUGUUCGGUCUCCUGUGGAAUCGGUAUACGGACGAGAAGUCGUGAGUGUCUAAGCUCAAGCGACUGUGAGGGCCCGAGUACGGUCCGCGAAUCGUGCGAAAUGCCGAGCUGCGAAUCCCUCCAGGGAUGGGACGAGUGGACGCGUUGGUCACCCUGCGAAGGGGCGGAAAAACAAUACCGAAAACGUCAGUGCCUUCAGCCCGGAACUGGCACUUGCCAAGGUCUCAGUAGAGAAAUCCGCGAUUGCCUUUCUGAAAAAAUCAUAAAUGAUAUAACCUCGAACGCAUUGCCCCGAAGCAUCGAAGCGGCUGGAGUAUCAGUCGGUGCGGUAGUCGGAGGCUGCAUUGUUGGCUUCCUCAUCGGUCUGGCUCUCGCAGUGGUGGUUUGUUUUCUUUAUCUGAAAAGAAAAAAGCCACUAAUACCCGGUAGUCCUCACUACAUCAGCAAACAAAAUCCAUACGUGUCCGUACCACUCAAAGAGGGAGCUCGAUUUGGUUCUCAGGUGAAUUCAGCUAAACGACAGCCGAGCUUUUCUGGGAGCAGCAACGGCAACGGGACGCUCAGACCAAAAGCGAAUCCCAACGUAAAUGGAUUGGGAAGUCCAAAGCUCUAUCCCAAAAGUCUGGAGUACGAAUCGGCAACGUUGAAACGCAAUAGUCACGGACAGCAACAUAUUCGUGCCGAUCUCGAUCAAGACAAAUAUUAUUGAACGAGGGAAAUCCCUGAGGGAAAGAAAGACAGGAAAAUGCGUACGAGUCUCGGAAUUUUAACAAUCUUAUCUCCCGAGACGGGCAUUUUUAAAAAAAGUUUCAUCUUCAUUUAAAAAUCACCACCAGUGAUCAAGCAUUCAAUUGUUAAAAUCAAAAAAUUGCUCAAUGCAGGAGUUUCGAGAUUUGGAAACAAUUUUCGAUGCGCCACCGUCCGCUCAGUGCAUCGGGAAAUUUAUUAAUUCUUACGACAGGAUUUUUUUUACGAACGAGUUGAAAGUCUAUUUUUUGUUUUUUUUUUUGUACAUAGAGAGAAGGUAAAGCGAGAGAUUUUGCGAAAGAGAGAAUGAUUGUGAUUCUAUUUGUCGAUAUACAAAGCGUAAACCUUUCCGGUUGGAAGCCGAUAUCGAAAAAAAGAAAUAUUUACUUUUGUUACGAAAGAGAAUCGCGUAUGUUUGCGGUAAUUUAUUUACUACCAAUUGUGUCACAUUUUGGCAACUUUUCAUUCAUGCAUAGGCUCAAUUUUUAACCACUUAUUUCCUAGAACAAUGACAAACACUUAAUAUGAAGAUUCCCAAAUUGGAAAAAAGACAAGUCAAAGAUUUUCGGACUUUAUUCCGUUGCAGAUAAAAAAUGAAAAAUUGGCAAUUUUGUGGCUGCUUGGAUGACAAUUGGUAAGAAAUGAAUCACAGGAAAUAGCGAAGGGAAUUUUUUCUCUUCAAAGUAAAAAACCCAUGUUCCAAUUGAUCACGCAUUUGUAUCAAGCUUCACCGAUUUUGUGGAAACGUAUUUCUUCCCCAAUUCUCAACGCACAAGCCAUAGCAAAAAGUGAUAUUUUUUGCGGUUCUGCCAUUUUAAUUGAUCGAUAAAAAUUGUAGGAUAAAGAUCGUUGUACAGUCAGCAACGUGGAGCCCAAUUUUUUUCAGGCAUUUCGAAAUGUCACAAGCUUUUAUAUUAUCAACUCCGAUCGAUUCAUUCAAGUUUCAUCAUUUUUUUCGUUUUCUAACGAACAAUGAAAUACUCGUUUCAAUCAAGGCACGACGAACUUAUCAAGCUCAAUGUCACAGCUGUUGAGGACAUUUUUGUUAUUUUCCUUCAAACUUCUCGUGACCAAAGGGAGAAAUGUUGAUUUUUUUCUCAUAUUUUUGUCAUACAGGAGAUUGGAUGCAAGAAAUAUUUCCAUACUUUUCGAAUACGCAUCGUAAAUAAAAAGAACGAAAUGCAAAGCUCCUCCGGAACCCUUGUACCACUCGAAUGUGACUGUACAUACGAUAUUCCCUUAAAUGUAUAGAAAUACUUACAUAAUAUUGGCAUUUUUUUUUGCUAAACAUUGCUAAACAUAUUAAUUGUUAAUUUACAUUAAAUGACAUAGUGCCAUGAUGUAAACCUGUUGUACAUAGGAGAAAAUGAAAGGGAGUGAAAAGGAGUAUGAAAAAAUAUGGAAACAUGUCUUAAUAUAGUUUUUAUAAGGAAAUAGGACGACGAGAGACGAACGAGCAGCUUUAGAUUUUAUGAAAAAGACUUGUCGCGCGACUGUUGCGCGUGUAUAAUGGCUCACAUUGAGUCGAAAUAAUGUAGUUAUAUAGCAUAUCGUUGUACACAGGCACGUGAUUAAAGGAAAAUCGCGUUAUUAUUUACUUAAAGAAGGACAUUUAUUGAAAAUGAAGAAAAAUCAGCACGUAUCGCACCAGUUUCUUAGUCCCCCGAAAUAUUUUCUAUAAACGAAUUCGUGUUACAGUUUAUUUACUUUUUUUCAUAGUAACGGAUUUUUACACACAUAGUGCUUGCGCGAAGGACUCGCGUACCCGAUGCUACAACAAUGUUAAGAUUUUCGUUAUCGUAUAGAAUCGAUAAACAUGUACUUUCCGCCUUCAAACUUAAUUGAAAGAAAACAGCCUCUUCUCUUUAAUAAAAUCGAAUACGUUGUCAGAAUA
This is a messenger RNA of Venturia canescens, 5862 nucleotides long. RefSeq names its product Semaphorin 5c (gene Sema5c). The coding region runs from base 637 to 3930 and encodes 1097 amino acids. Lineage: Eukaryota; Metazoa; Arthropoda; Insecta; Hymenoptera; Ichneumonidae. The transcript is spliced from 15 exons. The record is from RefSeq and is a predicted model, not a curated record. Gene Ontology annotation, biological process: neural crest cell migration; semaphorin-plexin signaling pathway; negative regulation of axon extension involved in axon guidance. Gene Ontology annotation, molecular function: chemorepellent activity; semaphorin receptor binding.